This is a messenger RNA of Dibothriocephalus latus, 165 nucleotides long. Lineage: Eukaryota; Metazoa; Platyhelminthes; Cestoda; Diphyllobothriidea; Diphyllobothriidae. The record is from the annotation of a GenBank genome assembly.
AUGCAUGUUCUGGCUGCGCAUAUACUUCAGGCCGAAAUUGGCGAUAUUGACAAACUGGAGGACUAUCUCGGCAAGAAUGGAUCCUUGGCUGACCUGAAAAUGUUUGAGAACAUGACGCCAAGAGUGGAGGCAAAGAUUCGCGACAUUUACAAAACCCUCCGGUAG